Molecule: messenger RNA, 960 nt
Organism: Symbiodinium sp. CCMP2456
Lineage: Eukaryota; Dinophyceae; Suessiales; Symbiodiniaceae
Source: the annotation of a GenBank genome assembly
AUGGAAGAGGAGCAGCCUGAGGAGGAACAGCCCCGCGAGGUUGAUCAGGAAGUGGACCCCAGCAGUUCCUUCCAGCUUGCUAUCCCGGCUGACACCCGGGACAGGUCCAAGUCCAACAAGUUCAAGAAGCUGGUGGCCGACCAAGCUUUGCCGGACUUCGUGCUCAAAGAGUGGGCUCGCACACAGUCUAUGACGACAGGCCGGCUCCAGGCGCAGCGCCUGCUGAUCAACCAGGCCCUGGACCACGACUCGAACGGGAAGCUGGUGGUCGCCCUUCAGAAGCCGUACUUCAAACAGUUGGAGGUCCUCUUGAUGGGGAAGUUUAACUUGAGUGCCGAGGCCUUCGACCAAGCAGUGCAGGAUGGAGACCUAGUGGAAAGCCAGAACAGGUUUGGGAAAACGGUGUAUUCCUGGGAGAUGGACUCCCACCACACCACGAGGGGCACUCGGACGGGGUUCUCGCAAUCCAAGGAGAAAGAGGGGAACCGGAAGGACGAGAAGUUCUUUGGCAAUGUGAGUGUGGACAAGAAGGUUGGGUUGUUCCGAGCGAAGAGCUCUGCCAACCUGGGGGCCGAGCAGCCGCUCGCGAUCCAAGAUGCACCCCAGCAGUUUACCGACAAAGAGUGGCACAAGGCCAAGUCCCAGCUCUCGGUUUUGAUCGCCGGCUUGGACAAGCAGAUCCAAGCCUCCAAGAAGCUCAUCGCCCAGUUCGCCGCCAGCGACCGGGACGAGAACAACGAGAUCUACAUUGCACUGAAAGCCGUCGCACAGACGGCGACGUCGCACAAGUGCAAUCUCGAGCAUGUGUGGUCGUGGAAGGAGAUGCCGGAUGGGGGCUCGUUGGUCGUGACGGCCUACAAGGACCUCAUAGAUUCCGUGGAGAAAGAUGCCCAGGCACUCGAAGAGAAGGUGGCGGCGAGCCGGGCCCAAAUGGCGGUUCGUGCCGCCCGGAAGAAGUAG